Messenger RNA from Drosophila bipectinata, 1065 nucleotides. RefSeq names its product lethal (3) 72Dr (gene l(3)72Dr). Lineage: Eukaryota; Metazoa; Arthropoda; Insecta; Diptera; Drosophilidae. Gene Ontology annotation, cellular component: vacuole. Gene Ontology annotation, biological process: tetrahydrofolylpolyglutamate metabolic process. The record is from RefSeq and is a predicted model, not a curated record. Gene Ontology annotation, molecular function: gamma-glutamyl-peptidase activity.
GGCACGGCAGGCACCCGAACUCGGGAACCGAAAGCUCGGAAUAUAAAGGCAAUAAUGACCGAGAAUCACGUUCCGACCGUUGGCGUCAUGUGCAUUGAUAUUGCCACCAAGUUGCAAGAGCAUUUUGGAAAGAACUAUCACAGCUAUAUAGCUGCGUCGUACGUCAAAUAUUUGGAGGCAUCGGGCGCUCACAUAGUGCCUGUUUGGAUAGGCCGUAGUCGUGCCUAUUAUGAACAGAUAGUAAACCAGUUGAAUGGCAUCCUUUUGCCAGGAGGAGCCGUCUUCAUCGACGCCGCUGACAUGAAGAAUCAUCCCAAUCUCACCAACGAUUGUGUGGCAAGUGCAGAAAUCAUAUACCAACUGGUCUCAGAGCGAAACCAGCUGGCAAGGAGACAGAACGACGCCGGCGGCUACUUCCCCCUCUGGGGCACCUGUCUGGGCUUCCAGCUCAUCCUAAUCCACGCCUGCCAGAUGCAAAAGGUGCGCACCGACUGUGCUAACAUGCAAACGGCGAUGCCAGUGCACUUGUCAAAGGAUUACAAGAACUCGCAGCUAUUUGGAAAACUUCCGGAUAUCAUGGCGGAGAAAAUGGGAAAGGAGCCAUGUUCCUGCCACCACCAUCACUACUGCAUCACGAAGGAGAGCCUGGAGUCCUGCAAUUUGAGCAACAACUGGCACCCACUGGCCACCCAAAAAGAUCCAACCGGGCUGGAAUUUAUUACCGUCUUGGAACACCGACGAUUUCCCAUCUUUGGCUGCCAGUUUCAUCCAGAGCGGGCUGCCUUCGAGCAGCUGUUUGCCUCCGAGGAUCUCUGCCAAUUGGGACAUUCCCAGUUGGCCAUUGACUUGGCCCAGGUCCUGGGCACCCAGUUUGUAAAGGCCUGUCGCCGGAACAGAAACCGAUUUUCCAGCGGGCUGGAAAAGGCCAGGCAUCUCAUUUGGAACUGGCAGCCUGUGUUCUGUGGCCACUUGAAGGACUCCCACUGGCUGCAGUGCUACAUAUUCGAAAAGGUCGUGGACUAUCCGAAAGGACUUGGCUCAAUAGGAAAGGAUUUCUGUGAUUAA